Molecule: messenger RNA, 4604 nt
Organism: Gadus morhua (Atlantic cod)
Lineage: Eukaryota; Metazoa; Chordata; Actinopteri; Gadiformes; Gadidae
Gene: tbl1xr1b
Product: TBL1X/Y related 1b
Exons: 17
Coding region: 426-2003 (525 amino acids)
Biological process (GO): regulation of transcription by RNA polymerase II
Cellular component (GO): histone deacetylase complex
Molecular function (GO): transcription corepressor activity; protein binding
Source: RefSeq, a predicted model, not a curated record
AUUUCUGCGGGUUAGGUCACUCCUCUGUGCCGAGCAUCUGAAGCCGUCGUUAGCUUCUUACCGCCUGGCUCUUUAGCUUUAAUAUUAUCAAUAGUUUUUAUGGGAAUACAAUUAAUUUCGCGAUCGAACAAAAUGGAUAACAUGGUUUGAUGUAAUAAAAAGGAGCACAGAAGAAAUCGUCAAUUUAAAGAUCUUAUGCAAGCAGGGCUCCAGAAUUCCCGCUCAGGACCACAUGACACAAGAUGGACCUCUGAAGACCUCUGAUCACAUGGGAAACCCUGGCACUAACAGCUCAUAUCACGUGGCUGGAUCUGGACUGGAAGGAUAAUGGGAGUUAGAAAGGGCAUGUCGCGCUUCUGCCUUCUCACACCGCGAGACAGGCUCCUAUGCAGCGCUGGCACAUGGUUUAACCACCAGGACUAACAAUGAGCAUAAGCAGUGAUGAGGUCAACUUCCUGGUGUACAGAUACCUGCAGGAGUCAGGCUUCUCCCAUUCAGCGUUUACGUUUGGCAUAGAGAGCCACAUCAGCCAGUCCAACAUCAAUGGAGCCCUGGUGCCCCCGGCAGCGCUCAUCUCCAUCAUCCAGAAGGGCCUGCAGUAUGUGGAGGCCGAAGUCAGCAUCAACGAGGAUGGGACGCUGUUCGAUGGGCGACCAAUCGAGUCGCUGUCCCUGAUUGAUGCGGUGAUGCCCGACGUGGUACAGACGCGACAGCAGGCCUACAGGGAGAAGCUGGCCCAACAACAGCAGCAGCAGCAGCAACAACCCCAGCAGCAGCAGGUGUCGUUGUCCGCAGCCAGCGGGAGCACCGCAGGGAGCCAGCCGGCCACAAAGAACGGCGAGGGUGCUCCCAACGGGGAGGAGAACGGCGGCCACGGUUUAGCCAACCACCACGGGGAGAUGAUGGAGGUGGAGCGGGACGUGGAGAUCCCCCAGAGCAAGGCCAUGGUGCUGCGGGGCCAUGAGUCGGAGGUGUUCAUCUGUGCCUGGAACCCGGUCAACGACCUCCUUGCCUCGGGCUCUGGAGACUCGACGGCGAGGAUCUGGAACCUGAGUGAGGCCAGCACAGGGGGCUCCACCCAGCUGGUCCUUCGGCACUGCAUACGGGAGGGCGGCCAGGACGUCCCCAGCAACAAAGACGUCACCUCGCUCGACUGGAACAGCGAAGGUACCCUGCUGGCCACGGGAUCUUAUGACGGCUUUGCCAGAAUCUGGACGAAAGACGGGAACCUGGCCAGCACAUUGGGACAGCAUAAAGGGCCGAUAUUCGCCCUCAAGUGGAACAAGAAAGGAAACUUCAUCCUCAGCGCAGGUGUAGACAAGACCACCAUCAUCUGGGACGCUCACACUGGGGAGGCCAAGCAGCAGUUUCCUUUCCACUCAGCGCCGGCCCUGGACGUAGACUGGCAGAGCAACAACACGUUUGCCUCCUGCAGCACUGAUAUGUGCAUCCACGUGUGCAAGCUGGGCCAGGACCGACCUGUCAAGACCUUCCAGGGACACACGAACGAGGUCAACGCCAUCAAGUGGGACCCCACUGGUAGCCUGCUGGCGUCCUGCUCGGACGACAUGACCCUCAAGAUCUGGAGCAUGAAGCAGGACAUGUGCGUUCAUGACCUCCAGGCCCACAGCAAGGAGAUCUACACCAUCAAGUGGAGCCCAACGGGCCCCGGGUCCAACAACCCCAGCGCCAACCUCAUGCUGGCCAGCGCGUCCUUCGACUCCACGGUGCGUCUGUGGGACGUGGAGCGCGGGGUGUGCAUCCACACCCUGACCCGCCACCAGGAGCCUGUCUACAGCGUGGCCUUCAGCCCCGACGGGCGCCACCUGGCCAGCGGAUCCUUCGAUAAGUGCGUCCACAUCUGGAACACGCAGACGGGGGCUCUGGUCCACAGCUACCGCGGGACUGGGGGGAUUUUCGAGGUGUGCUGGAACGCCAUGGGGGACAAAGUAGGAGCCAGCGCUUCAGACGGAUCGGUGUGUGUACUAGACCUGAGAAAAUGACGCUGGUCUGAGGGAGCCAUGGACCGACUGUGAAUGUGUACAUAGCCAAAAUGACUGUCUCUCUCCCUGUCCCACACACUGCUGUAGUGCCAUCAGCCGCCAAACACACACACACACACACACACUCACACUCACACUCACACACACACUCUCUUCCCCCCCUCCCCCCCAAGCAAAGCAAAGGACUCCUACCAAGCAAAGUUGUCGAGUCGUGGUGUACAUCAAUAUGCAACUCCACGGAUAUACGUUUGUGUUUGGUUGGCCCUGACGCGUUUGAGAUCCCAUCAAUAUCUCACAAUGAGCCGACUUUAAAAAUCCAUACCAAAAUGUAAGGAAUUUGUAAUCCUUUGUAAAAUAAAUGCUAUGUUAUUUCAUUUUUUUGUAUUUGUUCUGUGUUGGCAUGAGCAUAUUGCACAAGCCAACUUGUCCUGUGGAUGUUGUUUUUGAGGAAGUUGUCAGUCGCUGUAGUUAGUGGGGGGGGGAAAGGGGGUGGUCAUCUAAUGACACUCAACAUUAUUUUUUGGUAGUUUUAAAAUUAUCAUGCAACACGGAAAAAGGUUGUUUAGAAUUUGUCCCUUUUUUGUUCUUUAAUUUUGAUUUCUUCUAACCAAUUUAAGAAGGCAGUGAGACCAUGUGCCAUGGGCCCUUGUUUUUUCUUUUCUUUCUCUUGCCCGGCUCAAACAAGACUGCAUUUCAGGUGUUUCAAUAUCGAACAGGUUAAUAAACAGCUAAAGAGCUAAAAUCUCCCAAACCAACCGAUUAUCUCUGAUGGUGUUUAUAUAUAUCUCCUACGGACGCACACAAUCACAUGAAUAGAACGCACAAACAGACAUCAUGCUGCUGGAUUGGGGGUGGGGUAAAGGGAUGUCUCAUCUGGCGAUCUGUCUGAAGCCUUAUUUCCACCCCUGUUAGCAGGGGCGGUGGCUAGGGGUGUAUCUCCUGCUCUUGCACACAGAGGGCUGUGCUGGAGUCCACCUCAAUACUGCUUCUCUGAACUCGGGGGCAACACAGCUAACCACUAAGCUAAAAUGUGUAAUCAGUAUUGGGUAGUCAUUAGUGCCCUAUCUCGCCACCACUUGCAUCUUGUUGCUUGGGGUGCAGAACGAUAAUCAGACCUAUUCUUUGUUGUCGGCAAUCUUCUCACUUUUACCUUCUUUUUUUGGCCCCUUUGUUUUAUCAUUAAAUCAGAAGCGUUUGACUCCCAGUAUUGUGCGGAGGGUCGCCAUAACACUCUUUGUGUUAGGAAGAGGCCUAGCUGGAGUCGCCUUUCACUUCACACAUCUUACAUCUGGAUGGAUGACAUCGUCAUGUUCAGUGCUUUGACAAUGCGUUUAAUGACUUUCUACUCCUUGCAUUGAAUGCCUGUCCGUCUUGUUUGGCUGAAUGACUGAAUGUCUAAAUGUUUAACUCUGUGAACACACCCAAAAUAACCUUAGUUUGCUUGCUUUUUAUGAGGAGAAAAGUUGUUGCUCAGCAUUAACAAGCUCUAAUAGACGACGUUUAGGACAUUUUGAGGACAGAUUUAUUGGCUACUUCUAACUCCAGAGAUUGUGAUUUGAAGCAGGCUUGUUUUUUUUUGGUUUAUGUGGGAGCAGACUUGUGUUUUAUUACCUUAAAUGUGACAUUUGUAUGUGUGUGUGCACACAUAUAUACUACAACAUGGCAUCCUGCAUAACUCUUCGAAGAGAGCAAAGCUAUGGAGUCUGUGUUAUUUGGAUCCAUCAGUCAUGUGGGAUCUUGACCAUGUCGAAUGGUUCUUUAUAAAAUACCAUUAUACAGUCAUUGCUUAAAAAAACCUGAGCCUUUGGUUAAGUUAUGGUGCAGAACUACAUGAGUGGACGCCUCUGAAGGCCACAUACUGUCUGAGCUGCAGGACAAGAUGAGACAGAAGGAAGGUGAAUAGGCCUCUGGGAUUUUCCCACCUUUUAUUUUGGGGUUGGUCAUGCUGGACUAACCUCGUCUUGGGCUGCUGCAGACCUAGCUUCGUAUCCAACAUCAAUCAUAGAAUAAAUUGGUCAAUGCGAGGAGUUUUCAAACAUUCAGAAGUUUUGCUUGCAGUCUUUUUAAAGAAGGUUAGUUAAAAAAAUGAUGCAUCAAAAGUUUUUUCUACUGUGUUGAGGUAUUUGGAAUUUUUGCUUUGAAAUGGUCGCUGGUGAUUUAGACCGUACCACAGAGGCACUACUUCAUAAGUAUAUGGCAGUGGAAUGGUAUUUUAUAAUGUACAAUUUUUAGAUAAGCCUUUUACACUGCAUUGAAGUGCGUUUGCUAUUAUUUGUUCCUACCUGAAGUACUUAUUCUAUCUUUGCUAUGUCAUAAAAAUGGGCCAUCCAAAUUUUGUACUCUUUACACAAAUAAGUUUGUAUCUCAUUUCAUUUGUAGUUAUGUACUCAAAUAUAUUAAAUCCAAAUUUCAAUGGAUUUAUAACACGUCGAUGUAAAUACAAGUUUCCUGAUUUUUUUUCUAUUUCUUUGCCCUCACCGAUAUUGUAUUACUUUCCCUUGACAUACAUGGUUGCAGAAUCUGCAGUCUGCUGAUCUGACUAUUCCUCACUCAAGUCGCCAGUUCUAGAAUAAAAUUUAUUUUGAUAAUAUCAAAAAGUUA